AUGACUAAUAAACGAGAGGUAGUCCUCAACCCCUUUUUGACAUCAAUGCAAAAACGCAUUAUAAAAAUACAUUACAUUGGUCAAACUCCAAUACUGACCGUUGGCGACCCUGAGCUAAUCAAGAGCAUCCUGGUGAAAGAUUUUCACAUAUUCUCCGAUCGCUCAAACGUCAGAAAAGCAAACAAUUUCAUAAACAGAAGUAAUUUGUUUCGUUUGACUGGCGAUGACUGGAAACGGGUCCGGAGUAUAGUGUCGCCAACAUUUAGUUCCGGCAAAAUGCACAAAAUGUACCCAAAAAUUCGGGAAUGUGUCGGCGAUCUGAUGAACCACUUGGAAAGCCUGACACUCACUAAUAGGGAAAUGGAUGCAAAACUAAUCUUUGGUAGCUAUACCAUGGAUGCGAUAGCUACCUGUGCAUUCGCUAUCAAGACUAAUAUAUACGGCAACCCUGAUAAUCCGUUUUUGACAAAUGCUGUCCAUACGUUUGAGCCCAAUAUCGUGCAAGAGUUGGCAACACUACUACUGCCCACAACUGUCAUGAAAUGGUUGCAGAAGUUUAUGAAGAAAAAUACGACCAUUUUCUUCGUGAAAGCUAUUCAAGAG
This is a messenger RNA of Oppiella nova, 603 nucleotides long. The record is from the annotation of a GenBank genome assembly. NCBI's taxonomy places the organism in Eukaryota, Metazoa, Arthropoda, Arachnida, Sarcoptiformes, Oppiidae.